UGACCUUGGUGACCUGCAACCAUCCAUCCACUGGGUUCACAUUCCCAGCUGCAAAGUAGCCAGGCCUGGUUACAAGCCACACUGUUUCCUGGGGUUUGGUCCUGGCCAGGCUAGUAUCAGACAGCCUUGCUAUUCACAGAGCCUUUGCUCAUAGCCUACAGCAGACCAUCUCACAUAGUUUACCACAGUUUCAAGGACAUCUGCAAGUGGGACCUGGAGCUGAUAACUUUUGAAGGAAACCAUCUAGCAGUUACGGGGUUCUGCAGGGCCCUGCUCAGCUAGGGUUAUGUCUGAUACACUGGAAGGCAAAGCUGAGUGGGGCAGUACAGUUCACUCUAAACAUGGCCUCUGACUUAGGUACCACCUGCACUUUUCCUCAGGAGCAUCCCUGCCCCCUCAUCACCAGGAAUCAGAGCUCACCCACAGCUCUUUUGUAAGGCAGCAGACACUGGCGCCUGGUAGCCAUCUCUUGAUCUUCUGGCCAGACCAGGCUCUUAUUACCCUGCCUCCUGGGUCAGAAGGUCAGACAAAAGGUCACACAGACUUUUUCCUUCCUGUCUCUGAGAAAACCACUCCCUGGGGACUUCUGGAGCCACAGAAACGGUUUGGAAAGGCAGAUUCCAGGCAGGCCCUUUGUCUUGCCACCAGCUUUGAUCUCCCUGCCCUCCCCCACAGUGGUGGAGCCUCUAGUCCAGUUAAAGAAUAGAUGCUGGCCCUCAUGAUGGGUUGUUGGAGCAAGAUUUGAAUGUACUUAGAUCCCUGAGCAACAUCUAGGAUGCUUGGUCUUUGAAGGAUGUGCUUGGCCAUCCCUUGAGACAAUCACAUAUCUAGCCCUGUGUGUGGUCAGUUUGGUGGCUUCUCUGUGCCCUUUUUUAUACUAUGCACCACAGUCACUGCCAUGAGACUGUCUCUGGCCAGUGCACACGGAUCAUGUUUCCACCCAGACAAGCUAGCGUUUUGUUUUGUGGGGUUUUUUGUUUGUUUGUUUUGUUUUGUUUUUGGAGACAGGGUUUCUUGGUAGCUUUGGAGUCAGUCCUGAAACUCUGUAGAUCAGGCUGGGCUUGAACUCACAGAGAUCCACCUGCCUCUGUCUGCCUCCUGAGUGCUGGGAUUAAAGGCGUGCACCACCACCCUGCUAAGGUAGCCAUUUUAUUUUGUUCCUGCCUUGCCUAUUUGAAGGAGCUGAGUGGCAUAGCAGCCUGGCUAUGGAGCCAGGAGCCCUGUUGUAGAAAAACAGGUGUGUCUUGGAGGGUAAAUCCUGCUGAGUUGUGCCCUGACAUGGUUUGCUUUUUGUCUUUUAGAAACAAUGUCUCCUUAUGUAGCCAGGCUGUCUUGGAAUUUACUGUGUAGCUUUGGGCUGGCCUCAGUCUGGAUUCUCCUGCCACCACCUGCUCCUCAGGAGAUUACAGGUGUGCACCACCAUGGCAGAUACCCUAGGAGGUUUUUUAUUCUAUGCCAAAACCUGCUGGCAAGUGUGACACUUGAAGGUUCCUGACAGAAAACAGAACCUCUACCACUUGCCAGCUGAAGAUGUGUCUUGCCUAUACUUGUGACAGGUGCCAUCCUUGGCAGCCUUUGGAGAAAACCUAAACUAGCUAGGGCUGGAGACUGGCUGAGGACAAAAGCUGAAAUCUACCAGCCCUGCCCCUCCUCCCUGAGUAGAGGGUGGGAGGGUCUUUAAGGAGACUUUGAUCCCUGCUGGGCUUCAGCUUGGGGGGGGGCUCAGAUUACAGCGUUCCCCUCCCUGAUGUAGCCGGCCCUUCUCCGCCCCUUGGUGACCCUAGUGGUCAGUUGCUCUGAGCUUCAGGGCCUCUGGCCCCUCCCCAACCCUUCCUCUUCUUCCAUUCCCAGUCCUAUGCUGACCAGAGCCUGGGAGCCACCUACAGUGGUUGGGAGACGGCCAGCCAGUACUUUGUGGACAGGUUCUGAGAGACCCCAGAAUACCUAUUCACAUUGCCAGAAAGGAGCCUCAGCUGUGGGCUCCAAUAUUCAGGGGGUGGGGGCCGAGGAAGUCACAGAACAGGGUCCUUUGAGGCAGGGGUAGCAAUCCUAGGCCCAGGACCCUAUAAGGUGGAUGCCUGUAGGGAGUCCUGGCUCCAAGAGUGCCUGGUGGCCACAAACUCCCACCCCCUGGCCCUGUGGUCCCCAUGCCUGCCCCACAGCCACUCCUGCCUCUGCUCUUUGUCUUCGGGCUCAUCCAUCUGACCUCGGAGACUAACCUGCUGCCAGAUCCUGGAAGCCACCCUGGCAUGUGCCCCAACCAGCUCAGCCCCCACCUGUGGGUGGACGCCCAGAGCACCUGUGAGCGUGAGUGCACCAGGGACCAGGACUGUGCAGCAUCUGAGAAGUGCUGCACCAAUGUAUGUGGGCUGCAGAGCUGUGUGGCAGCCCGCUUCCCCAGUGGUGGCCCAGCUGAACCUGAGACAGCAGCCUCCUGUGAAGGCUUCCAGUGCCCACAACAGGGCUCUGACUGUGACAUCUGGGACGGGCAGCCAGUUUGCCGCUGCCGUGACCGCUGCGAGAAAGAACCCAGCUUCACUUGUGCAUCUGAUGGCCUCACUUAUUAUAACCGCUGCUAUAUGGAUGCAGAGGCCUGCCUGCGGGGGCUCCACCUGCAUGUUGUACCCUGCAAGCACAUUCUCAGUUGGCCACCCAGCAGCCCAGGACCACCUGAGACCACUGCUCGACCAACCCCUGGGGCUGCUCCCAUGCCACCUGCCCUGUACAACAGCCCCUCACCACAGGCAGUACAUGUCGGGGGAACAGCCAGUCUCCACUGUGAUGUUAGCGGCCGUCCGCCACCUGCUGUGACGUGGGAGAAACAGAGCCACCAGCGGAAGAACCUGAUCAUGCGCCCUGACCAGAUGUAUGGCAACGUGGUUGUCACCAGUAUUGGGCAGCUAGUGCUCUACAAUGCCCAGUUGGAUGAUGCAGGCCUGUAUACCUGCACUGCACGCAAUGCUGCUGGCCUGCUACGGGCUGACUUCCCCCUCUCUGUUUUGCAGCGGGCAAAUACUCAGGACAGGGACCCAGGAGUCCUGGCCCUGGCUGAGUGCCAGCCUGACACACAGGCCUGUGUUGGACCCCCCACCCCUCAUCAUGUCCUUUGGCGCUUUGACCCACAGCGAGGUAGCUGCAUGACCUUCCCAGCCCUCGAAUGUGAUGGGGCUGCCCGGGGCUUUGAGACCUAUGAGGCAUGCCAACAGGCCUGUGCCCGUGGCCCUGGGGAUGCCUGUGCACUACCUGCCGUUCAGGGCCCCUGCCAGGGCUGGGAACCACGCUGGGCCUACAGCCCACUGCUGCAACAGUGCCACCCCUUUGUAUACAGUGGCUGUGAAGGCAAUAGCAAUAACUUUGAGAGCCGGGAGAGCUGUGAAGAUGCUUGUCCUGUACCACGCACACCACCCUGUCGCACCUGCCGCCUCAAGAGCAAGCUGGCUCUGAGCUUGUGCCGAAGUGAUUUUGCCAUUGUGGGUCGACUCACAGAGGUACUGGAGGAGCCCGAGGCUGCGGGUGGCAUUGCUCGUGUGGCUUUAGAUGAUGUGCUGAAAGAUGACAAGAUGGGCCUCAAGUUCUUGGGCACCAAAUACCUGGAGGUAACAUUGAGUGGCAUGGACUGGGCCUGCCCAUGCCCCAAUGUGACAGCUGGUGAUGGGCCACUGGUCAUCAUGGGUGAGGUUCGUGAAGGUGUGGCCAUGUUGGAUGCCAACAGCUAUGUUCGUGCUGCCAGUGAGAAGCGAGUCAAGAAGAUUGCAGAGCUGCUUGAGAAGAAGGCUUGUGAACUGCUCAACCGCUUCCAAGACUAGCUUUAUCCACAAUCCCCGUUCCUGUCCUCCUUCCUGCUAAAUAAAUGUCUGUACCUGUGGGA
This is a messenger RNA of Cricetulus griseus (Chinese hamster), 3868 nucleotides long. The record is from RefSeq and is a predicted model, not a curated record. Lineage: Eukaryota; Metazoa; Chordata; Mammalia; Rodentia; Cricetidae.